AUGGUAUUCCCAGGAUUUGUGCAGGGUGGCACAGCCACAGGACUCACCCAACGUACCUCGUCCAGUCCUGAGAAGACAAAAGCCUUCGGCUUCACCCCCAACCCUGUCGGGCUGUAUGUGCUCAUGUACCCGAGCAUGGACAGCAACCCUGGCCCCCUCAGCUCAGAGAAGCCCCGCUCUGCACCAGUAAGAAACAGCACCUCUACCAUAAGGCACAGGAAAUGGACUCCUGACCUGCCACCUCAGCUUCCCUCAGUGGCCACGACCACUUACCACCAGCAGACGGCACAGGAAUAUGUGUCCGUGGUGUUCUCCAGCUCCACCACCCACGUGUAGACCUCUCAGACAACCAAGAUGGUGGGAGGCAGUGCAAUGGGCCAAGAAAAAUUAGAUCAAGAAUCUGUGGAAGAAGAUGGAAGAAAAAGAAGCAGAGGGUGACAGAAGAGAAGGAUGCUGGGGAUUUUGGCUGAGGUACCCAAGAAGGACUUUGCAAAGGUCUAUACGGAGUUAAGAGCUCAGAGGUCUCUUCCUAAACCCUUUCAUUGCCUUCCCCACUGUUCUAUGAAGCAGGACACUGAGCUUUUCAGGAUCCAGCAUUCCCUGGGAAAGGAGCAUGUGAGGAAGGUGGGCACCAAGUACAUGCUGGUUAUUACCAACAUAAACAUGAGCAAUGCCAGUGUCUACAGCCUGACUGUGGGAGACAACUGGAUGAGUGCUGUGCUAACUGGAGUUUCAGAACCACUGAAGUUCACGGAAGAAGUGAAACUAGAGAUGGUGACAAUACAGACAGUGGUGAUGGAGACCCGCCACACCGAGAAAGAGACUGAUUUUGUGUGGAAGUUCAACAGGAAUGAGCUGAAGAGGGGUGACAAGUAGGAGAUCUCAGGCCAUGAGGUUGGUCUGACCUAGACACUUAAGAUCGAAGAUGCCAGACUCGGCAACAGUGGCAAGUUCUCUGCCCAAGCAGGAGCUUCGUACAGAGGCUCAUAUCACAUGUCAGAUCACUCAUAUCACUAUGAGUGGUUCAAUAAGCUCAAGUAUCCGUUGCGUCUUCCCUGUGACCAUGAAAGCACGCUACACAGCUUACAAGCAAGGCUAUUGCUCAAAGUGACCUGAUAAGAUGUUAUGUAGGUGACCAAGAAGGAGCAUGUGUCCGUGGAGCACAGAGAAGACCAGUACACCAUCUCCAAUUGUGUACAUAAAGACAUCAGUUUGGUCCUGCUCAAGCUCAAGAAUGACAGUCACACAGCAACUGCUCCUGGUGUGCACCUCAAUAUGCGGAUGCAGUAUACCCAAACAGACUGUCCGAAGCCUCGCCAAGGCCAAGUGCAGUUCCUGGAGCUCUUGGUUAACUGUGUGCACAGGAAAUGGAAGGCCCACCUGUAAAACAGUUCAUAGUAGAAGUACUGGAUUAAGACAAGAGAGAUGGAUGACAAAGUGGCCAACUUCACCACCCAAGCAAAAGAGGAGAAAACUUACACACUCUGUAUUCUUUCAGAGGGUGGCAAUAACCCAACUGAGACUGAGAAAGUCUUUGCAGCAAAUCCAAUAGAACCCCCUGGCCUUGCCUCUCAGCCUCAAGUGGCUGAUGUGACCAGGGAAUUGGUGACCAUCACAUAGAAUAUCCCUGCCCAGGAUGGGGCAGCAGUGCUUGGCUACUUUGUCAAGUGGAGAAAGAAAGGCAAUAAUCUGUGGAUGCCAGUCAACAAGGACCCCAUCCAGGGUGAGGUGCUUGGAACAGAGAGUAUAUUCUGGAUGGAGGACACAGAAUGUAAAUUCCCAGUUAUAGCUGUGUAUAAGGCCACCCUAGGACAUCCCAGCAUGCCAAUCAGUUCAGUGGUAGCCAAGGAUCCUGUUGAAACUCCAGGCCUGGUACAGGGCCAAAGUAUGUCUGAUUCCUACAACUCAAGCAUCUCCCUUGGCUGGUGUGAGCCUGUAGGGGACCCACCAUCCAGCUACAUCCUUGAGAUGAGAACUGAAGGCAGCAAACAGUAGAGCAAGUAUAUUGGCGACCCCAUCUCUGAUAUCUGCUACACAGCAGGGAUCCUCACCAAGAAGCAGAAAUACUUCUUCCAUAUCCGAGACAUCAGUGAGGCUGGGGUUGGAGACCCUGUGGAGCUAGAUGAGGGCCCACGCGACACCACUAUCAGCCCCCUGCAACAAGCUGGGUGUUUGACCUGGCAGAAAGACAGCAUUACUAUCAAGGGCUGGAAAACCACCACCAAGGUCAAAAACUAUCCCCAGUUCCUCGUUAGCAGCACCAAGUGUUCCGACUAAGGAGUGUGUCGGACCUUGCUCCAGAAUGAGUGUGGAGGCGCACACUAUGGUGUCUACAUGCCAGUGGUAGUGCCUCUGACCUGGAACCACAAUGCUGAUGUCCAGGAAGACGGUGAUGACCACUAUGUCACCGGCUGGUUCACUGCAGCCAAGCGUGUCUUCAGCAACAAGUGCAUGGUACCAGGCAGGAAAUGCUACUUCAGACUGGUGGUUCAAAAUGAAAUGGCUGACAGCGACCCACUGCACUCCAAGGAUACCUGGCUUGUCAAUAAGGACCAGAGUGAAUACAGGACUGGGGGCCUGCUCGGGAAUGUGGCCAGGACUACACCAUCACUGGCACCUCCUUGGGAACCCAUGGCUCAUGGUGAUGUCAACAUCACUGCCAAUUCCAAGUUCUGGCAUAACUCCAGCAGCACUGUGUGUACCCUGGUCAUCCCCACCUGCACACUGAAGGACAGUCGUGAAUAUGCACUGAAGAAUGAGCUAGGCAAGGACCAUAGCAGCUGUGUGGUCACUGUCUAUGGUGAGACCACCACCAGGCAUGGCCUGCAGGGAGGACACAUCCAUCUUGUCGAAGGGCAGGGGCCCAAUCCAUUCAUCACUCUCUUCAAUUGGCUAGAGCUGUCUUUCAUUUGAUCUGCUUUCAAGUGAUACAAAUAUUCUCCCAUCUUAUCAAUGUCUUAUAUAAUGUUCCU
Messenger RNA from Peromyscus leucopus (white-footed mouse), 2972 nucleotides. RefSeq names its product immunoglobulin superfamily member 22 (gene Igsf22). The record is from RefSeq and is a predicted model, not a curated record. Gene Ontology annotation, molecular function: protein binding. NCBI's taxonomy places the organism in Eukaryota, Metazoa, Chordata, Mammalia, Rodentia, Cricetidae.